AUGGCACUCAGACCUCUCCAUUACCACCUUCCAUUAUUCCCAGGCUUCCAAUUACUGGAUGUGGCGGCCCCACUGGACAUUCUCAACAUCCGUACGCAGUACCCUGACACAUCGAGCAUCACCCUGACUGUAUCAGCCGCAACUCUCGACCCAGUCUCAGUGAAACCAAUCCCACCUGCCAAGGCAAAAUGGCGAUUUGAUCUCCCCUCAAACAUCAAUACAGCUUGCAAUCAGCAAAUGUUGCCACAGUGUACCUUCGCUGAUGUGAUUUCUGCCCUGAAAAUGGGAAAAGUUGCCGACGAUGGAAGUGGUGAAUUCAAACCUAUCGAUGUAUUGAUCAUCCCAGGUGGCCCGGGGACACGUCUGAACCGUAUUUACGAUAUCAAUACUACAUUCAAAGAAGUCAAGGUCUCCAACACGCAGGAGGUCCAGGACUUUCUGACUGCUGUUGCGCCCUAUGUCCGCCACAGCAUCAUUACGGUUUGUACAGGCAGCCAUGUCCUCUCCCAGACUGGGCUUCUGGAUGGAUGUCAGGUAACAACGAAUUCGGCUCGCUACGACGAUAUAACUAAACAAACAAGCGAUGUGAAGUGGCAGCGCAACAGACGGUGGCUGCGUGAUAGUAUUCCUGAGGAUGUGGUGUCUGACGACCUAUCGUUGCUACCUGGAAUUGAGAUCUGGUCAUCUGCUGGAAUCACUGCUGGGAUUGAUGUGAUGCUAGAGUUUAUUUCGGCGCAUUAUGGUGGUAUCGAAGUCGGGAAGGAGACUGCGAAGCGAAUGGAGUAUCGCUGGGAGCGGGAAAAGGAAGCUUCUUACUUCUUGUGA
Molecule: messenger RNA, 825 nt
Organism: Penicillium concentricum
Lineage: Eukaryota; Fungi; Ascomycota; Eurotiomycetes; Eurotiales; Aspergillaceae
Exons: 1
Coding region: 1-825 (274 amino acids)
Source: RefSeq, a predicted model, not a curated record